Molecule: messenger RNA, 495 nt
Organism: Parascedosporium putredinis
Lineage: Eukaryota; Fungi; Ascomycota; Sordariomycetes; Microascales; Microascaceae
Source: the annotation of a GenBank genome assembly
AUGCCCAAGGCUACCACACCGACUUCUGCCCGUUCGCGGCGUCACAAUCCUCUCGAAGAUGAUCUAGUAUCCACCGGGCCGCUCCGGUCCAAGGCCCCCAAGAGGAAGGCCAGGGACAGCAAGGACGAGGAUGGCGACCGGUUCGUCGACUCCAAGGCGUCUCGGAACAUUCUCAAAAUCAGCCAAGCCCUCGCCCGAGAGGCGGAGGAUGAGCUGCCCAAACCCCAGGUCGCGCAGCAGCCCCAGGACCUAUUCGCCUUCGACGAGAGGAUAGAUGCCGACACUGCGGCGGAUAACAAGUUUUACGACGACGACGAAGUAUGGGGCGACGAGGACGAGGAGGUGGAAGAAAUCGAAGUCGACCCGACCGAUCUCGAAACCUACCGAAAGUUCAUGCCCGAAGAGGACGAUGACCUGCUCAAGCACGGCUGGGAUCGCAGACCCCCGAGGGAGCGGCGGAAGACAGCGAAGAGCCUACGAACCUGGCCGAUUUGA